Messenger RNA from Mucor mucedo, 1785 nucleotides. RefSeq names its product dipeptidyl peptidase IV N-terminal region-domain-containing protein. Gene Ontology annotation, biological process: proteolysis. The transcript has 7 exons. Gene Ontology annotation, molecular function: dipeptidyl-peptidase activity; serine-type endopeptidase activity. NCBI's taxonomy places the organism in Eukaryota, Fungi, Mucoromycota, Mucoromycetes, Mucorales, Mucoraceae. The coding region runs from base 1 to 1785 and encodes 594 amino acids. The record is from RefSeq and is a predicted model, not a curated record.
AUGGAGGACAAAUCACUAUUCCCAUUAAACAACCUAUCUACCAUUGGCAGAACACCUUUAAUCUCUUAUGCAGUCUGGAGUCCUACCGGUCACCAAGUGGCUUAUGUGAUGGAAAAUGAAAUCUUUAUUUCGGAUUUAAAGAACCACACACGUGUCACGUUUGAUGGAUCUGCAACGAUUUUUAACGGAGUUCCUGAUUGGGUGUACGAAGAAGAGGUUUUCAUGAAGGACUAUGCGCUCUGGUGGUCUCCCGACUCCACGCAUCUUGCUUACCUCCGGUUUAAUGAAACGGCGGUCCCUGAAUAUCAUUUACAGUAUUAUGCUUCUUCUAAUAAUAGCUACCCAGAUGAACUGACAAUCAAAUAUCCCAAGUCAGGUUCACCCAAUCCUCUAGUUUCACUGCAUGUACAUUCCUUGGCACUUAACGCGUCUAUUAUGGUCACUAGCAACUCUACGUUCAACGCCACAGUCAAAACAACAGAUGCUUUUUUCGAGUUUGAAGAGACAGAUCGAUUAAUCACUGAUGUCAUUUGGUCAACCGAGACAAACACUCAUCUUUUAUUUAAGCAAACCAACCGCGUACAGGAUAUUGAGAUCACCAGUCUUGUCACAAUCUCAGCUAAAUUAAAUGAAACUACUGUAGAAAAUAUCAGAACGUAUAAGCCAGAAGAUGGUGGAUGGAUAGAGCCGGGUCAAACGAUGGUGUAUAUGCCCAACAGUAAGAAAAAUGAUACAACAGUCCGUUAUUUAGAUAUCAUCGAUAAUGGAUAUGGAUACAUUCACUUGGCAGUUCUAAAAGCAAUCAGCGGCAAAACAAAACCAGUCUGGUUGACUUCGGGUGAAUGGGAAGUCGUACCUGGUACCGUUACAGUCGACACAGCACGACAAUUAAUUCACUAUACAUCUACAGAGAGAUCGCAUUUAGAGCGCCAUCUUUAUAAAAUCAAUCUCAAUCAUACCAAGCCAAUUUCUACAAAGAAAUGUAUCACCUGUCCUGAUGAUCCAGACCGCCAUGCUUAUUAUACCACCAAAUUCUCACCCAAGCAUGGAUAUUAUAUCUUGCAGUAUGAGGGUCCCGAUGUGCCCACUACUACUGUCAAGCAGGUGGAUAACAGUACAUUUAAAAUGGUUCUACAAGAUAAUAAACCACUCAAGAAACUGUUGGAUACGUUUGAACUUCCCAGAAGCAGAUUGGUACCUGUCAAAAGUGGCGGAAUUAAUAUGGAUGCUAUGGAAGUCCUACCUCCAGAUUUUGAUGUUUCUAAAAAAUACCCUGUCUUGUUCCAUGUCUAUGGUGGUCCCGGAUCUCAAAUAGCGUCGUAUAAAUUUGAAUUGUCUUGGAGCACUUUCUUGGCAAGCAAAUUGGGCUACAUUGUUGUCACUGUGGAUGGUAGAGGAACAGGCUUCAAGGGAAGAAAGUACAAAGUCGGUAUCCGCGGUCGAUUGGGCGAGUUGGAAACCAUCGAUCAAAUUAAUGCGGCAAGGCAUUGGGCUUCACUUGAAUACGUUGAUUCCUCUCGUAUCGCUAUCUGGGGUUGGUCGUAUGGUGGAUACAUGACUGCCAAGGUGAUAGAAGCUAACAGUGGACUAUUUGCAGCUGCAUUGGCCGUAGCCCCCGUAACAGACUGGAGAUUUUACGAUUCCAUUUAUACCGAAAGAUACAUGAUGACACCUCAAUUAAAUCCAGAUGGUUAUGUACAAAGUGCAGUGAAUAAUAUGACGGGUUUCCAAGACACCAACUUUUUGUUGGUUCAUGGCACUGGUGAUGAUAACGGUAAGCAAUAA